GCGGCAUGGCGAGCACGGCCUCGGAGAUCAUCGCCUUCCUGGUCUCCAUCUCAGGCUGGGUGCUGGUGUCCUCCACGCUGCCCACCGACUACUGGAAGGUGUCCACCAUCGACGGCACGGUCAUCACCACCGCCACCUAUUGGGCCAACCUGUGGAAGACGUGCGUUACUGACUCCACGGGCGUCUCCAACUGCAAGGACUUCCCCUCCAUGCUGGCGCUGGACGGUUAUAUCCAGGCAUGUAGAGGACUUAUGAUUGCUGCUGUCAGCCUGGGCUUUUUUGGUUCCAUAUUUGCCCUCGUUGGAAUGAAGUGUACCAAAGUCGGAGGCUCAGAUAAAGCCAAAGCGAAAAUUGCUUGUUUGGCGGGGAUUGUAUUCAUACUGUCAGGGCUGUGCUCAAUGACAGGUUGUUCUCUGUAUGCAAACAAAAUCACAACAGAAUUCUUUGAUCCUCUCUUUGUUGAACAAAAGUAUGAAUUAGGAGCUGCUCUGUUUAUUGGAUGGGCAGGAGCCUCACUCUGCAUAAUUGGUGGUGUCAUAUUUUGCUUUUCAAUAUCUGACAACAACAAAACACCCAGAAUGGGAUACUCAUACAACGGGGCCACAUCUGUCAUGUCUUCUCGGAUAAAGUAUCAUGGCGGAGAAGGAGAUUUUAAAACCACAAACCCUUCAAAACAGUUUGAUAAAAAUGCUUACGUCUGAAAAGAGCACCUGUGCAAGCUGUGUCUCAAGUUUGUUAGAAAAGUGAACUGUUCACAAAAUGAUCCCAUCAAGGCCCUCCAAUAAUUAACACUCGAACUGUUUUUAAAAUAUGAAUUUGAAGAAUUUGUUGAUUAUAUGGAUGUAAAUGUUCUUAUAUGGUUAUAUACUAAUCAUUUCCCUGGCUUUCUAUAAAAAAAUAAACAUGUUAUUU
This is a messenger RNA of Diceros bicornis minor, 912 nucleotides long. RefSeq names its product claudin 10 (gene CLDN10). Gene Ontology annotation, cellular component: bicellular tight junction; plasma membrane. NCBI's taxonomy places the organism in Eukaryota, Metazoa, Chordata, Mammalia, Perissodactyla, Rhinocerotidae. The transcript is spliced from 5 exons. Gene Ontology annotation, molecular function: structural molecule activity. Gene Ontology annotation, biological process: cell adhesion; bicellular tight junction assembly. The record is from RefSeq and is a predicted model, not a curated record. Bases 6 to 701 code for a protein of 231 amino acids.